Chenopodium quinoa (quinoa) is the source of this 3878-nucleotide messenger RNA. Its product is annotated as la-related protein 1A-like. The record is from RefSeq and is a predicted model, not a curated record. The transcript is spliced from 14 exons. Lineage: Eukaryota; Viridiplantae; Streptophyta; Magnoliopsida; Caryophyllales; Amaranthaceae. Gene Ontology annotation, molecular function: RNA cap binding. Gene Ontology annotation, biological process: mRNA stabilization. Bases 578 to 3394 code for a protein of 938 amino acids.
UUAUUACAACAUAUCCGUUUUUACUCUUUCUUUACUAUCCAGUGUCUCAACAAAACCCUAAUCUACUGCAAACCCUCACCUCCUUCUCUCUCUCCAACCCCACAUCAGUCACCACCCCUCUUUCAUUUCUGUCUCCUUUCAAGAAUCUAUCCUUACUGUGUUAUUCUUGGUGGGUGUUUGACUAUGAUCACAACCUACCCAUUUUAUAUAAGCCACAAUUCCAUUUAUCCCCUUUCUUGAUCGAACAAAUUUGGGUUUUAAUGGGUUUUUUCUUGCUUUAUUCUAGCUUUAUCAGCAUUGAAUUGAAGUGGGUUUCUGUGUAAUUGUCAGAAAAAAUAGUUCAUUUUUUUUUGUUUGAGUUCUUGGGUUUUAGGUUGAAUUGAUGGAAUGAAUUUGUUUUUCUUGAGGUUUUGUUGGUUUAUUCUAGCUGAAGAAUCCUUGAAUUGAAAUGGGGGUUUGUGUCAAAUUGUGUAAUUUUUGAAUUUUUUUUUUGUUGUUUUGUUGUUUUGAGGUUUUUGGAGUGAGGGUUUUAGGUCAAUUUGAUCGAAUAAAGGAUUGGUUGGUUACGAUUCGAGUAAUGACAACGGCGGAGAAUGACAGUGUUGAUGAUCGUAAGGAGGUGAACGAGAGUGUAGGUGAUGGAGGUGGCCCAAAGUCACCAUGGAAAAGACCAGUUGAUAAGGUGGCUGAUUCCCCUGUUAUGGGAGCUGAUGCUUGGCCUCCUCUUGCUGAUGCUCAGCGCCCUAAGGUCCCUGAAGCUCCUCCGAAAUUGCCGGUUUCCGAGGGCGGCAAUUCCGGUGGACAUCACAUUGCUAGUAAUGCACAGGGCUCUUCUGGGCAACAUAAAUCUUCAAAUGCUAGACAUGGGCACAACCAUCAUCACAGAAAUGGAUCAAGGCGUAAUCCAAAUAGUGUGCCUCCUUUCCCUGUUCCUCAUGUACCAUAUUAUCAGCCAGUACUGCCACAUGUGUUCCCUCCCAUGGUUCCUUCUCCUGUUCCGCUUCCUGGAUAUGGUUACCAGUCAUGUCCACCCCCUUUCCCAGGGGCUGAGGCUGGCAGUGAAACUCUCAUGCAAAAUUUUAUUCCAUCCAGUCAUGGUGUUGAUGCCAAUAGAAAUGUACAAUCUCCACGAGAUCCAAAUGUUAGUGGUCCCAACUCCUCCAGCAGGAGACCCAAUGUUCCUGAAGGUGUUGCUCAACCAUAUCCUUUGUGGCAUCAUCCCCGAGCAUUUGGUCCUAGAGAUGGUGUGAUGCAGCAAGCCAUGGCAAGGGCUUAUCCAAGACCUUUUUUUGGGCCAGCUCCAUCAUUUGUUGGCGGACCAGGCUUCCCUGGUGCUGCCCCAGUUUAUUAUAUGUCUCCUGCUCCUCCAGGUUCAGUCAGAGCACCAUUCCCACCACAAUUUGCUUCACAUCCUAUGAUUUCUAUGGCACCCAUGCUGCCUCCAGAGACACUAGCAUUGAGGGAUAGCAUAGUAAAGCAGAUUGAGUACUAUUUCAGUGAUGAAAAUUUGCAGACUGACCAUUAUUUGAUUUCUCGAAUGGAUGACCAAGGAUGGGUUUCGAUUUCCGUAAUUGCUGAUUUUAAAAGGGUCAAAAGAAUGAGUUCAGACAUAUCAUUUAUUCUAGAUGCACUUCAGUGUUCUAGGGCUGUGGAAGUUCAGGCUGACAAGGUAAGAAAACGUGACAAUUGGUCAAAGUACGUUGCUGCUGUCGAGCAUGCAUCUCCAAUAAAAGCUCAGAUUACCAAGGAUCAAACUACAGGCAUAGUUAAUAGCAAUGUAGAGAAUGAUAUGCUCAAUGAAGCUAGAAAGGAUGGUGCAACUGAAGAAUCUGUCAUUUGUGCACCAAGUAGUGUCAGUGUAGCAAAGGCAUCUAGGAAUGAUGGUAAACUUGAAGGUGAAGAUAGUACCAGUGCUUAUCAGAGCAGUGAGAAGGCUGUACAUGAUAGUGAUAAGCAAGCACUGGCUCAUGAACAGCCGUACUCAAAUGAGAAGCUUGGAUCCCAAGUGAGUGUCAAAUAUGAAGCGCCAGAUGUGGGAAAUAGCUUCAUCAAUUACAAGCAAUUAAAAGCCUCCGAGCCUACAAGGGGUGUUUCUCAUGAAAUGGACAUAGAAGAGCAAUGUGAAUUUUCAAAUGUUGAUGAUCUAUCUUCUGAUUUUUCUGGUACUUUUUUGCUUGAUGAAGAGCUAGAGAUUGAGCGGAAAAUGCAAAAACAGGGUGUACAUAGAUCAUUUAGAAGGAUUGAGGAUGAAGAUGAAGAGUUAGUGAUCAAUGAUCAGGAUGUUGAGAGACUUGUCAUUGUCACACGGAAUAGCAGUCUGCUUGGAGCUGGAAAUGAAGUUCAGAAAUCUAAUAGAAUAUCCAAUGAGCUUGCAUCUGAAAUCAACGAUGGUCUUUACUUCUAUGAGCAGGAACUCAGAACAAAAAGGUCUAAUCGCAAAAAGAUGAAUAUUAAUAAGGAGGACAAAGAUGAGAGCUCUAAGUCGCCUAAUAUUCGAACUGGUGUAGUGAACAUCAGGUCUGUUGAAAAUUCUUCUGGUGGUCAAGGUUGUGAUGAGAUUGGAAGUCAUGUUAACAGAAGUAAGCAAAGCAAAGGGUCUGCUAAACAGCAGUCAAGCCACAGACAAAGAUUUUUCUCAAAUAAUUCCAAGAACCAUGGAGGAGGUCGCAACUCCUUUGGAGUUAUAUCAGAAAGUCCUCCAAGUAAUUCGGUUGGAUUUUUUUUCAGUUCUACUCCACCUGAAGCUCAUAGUCUCAGAUCUUCAAAAUUGAGUGGCUCGCCACAUGGAAAUGUCGCAGCAAGUAGCCCUCCGGUUGGCUCCUUGCCAAAAUCCAUUCCUCAGUUUCAGCAUCGAAGUCACCAGUUAUUACAGGAAAAUGGCUUUGAACAGCAGAAGUACCGGAAGUAUCAAAAGCGGUGCUUAAAUGACCGAAAGAAGUUAGGAAUUGGGUGUAGCGAGGAAAUGAAUACUCUGUAUAGAUUUUGGUCAUAUUUCCUUAGAGAUACAUUUGUUCCCUCAAUGUACAACGACUUCCGGAAAUUUGCUCUGGAGGAUGCGGCUGCUAAUUACAAUUAUGGACUGGAAUGUUUGUUCAGGUUCUAUAGCUAUGGGUUGGAGAAGAAAUUCAGCGAAGACCUUUAUGGGGAUUUUGAGCAGCUUACUCUCAAUUUUUACAAGAAAGGCAAUCUUUAUGGACUUGAAAAAUACUGGGCAUUCCACCAUUACCGGGAAGUACGUGAUGGCAAAGAACCCUAUAAAAAGAAUCUGGAGUUGGAGAGGCUGCUUAGAGAGGAGUUUUGUAGUUUAGAUGACUUUCACCGUGCCAAAGAGAAGCCUGAAGUGAAGGAUGACAAUCUGCCAUUGGUAUCGACGCCUGCCCCUAUACCGGCUUAAGUGCGAGUGCCAAUCCAAUUUUGAGAAGCAAUGUCUAACAUCAUAGAUGAAAAGAGGCCGAGCUCGCUGCCAAUUUGUUUCUCCCGAGAGUUUUGCCUGUGGAUUUUGGCUGAUUUGAGGGUGUAUCACCUGAUGGAUUCUUUUCAGGCUAGUAUACCUCCAAUCAUCUCCUUUCUUUAAUCCAUUGGCAGUCUUUCAAUGUUUGACCCCUUACUGUUGUCCUGAGGUAUUUUAAAGCUUGGAGAGGCAUCUGUGCAUUGGAUUUGACUCUUUUUUUUGGGAGUAAUUUGUACAUAUAGAGAAUUGUUGGACCCAAAAUAGAGGAAAACUUUGAAACAAAAAAAAAAAAAAAAAAAAAAAAUAGAUAACCAAUUGACUACAGAAAAAUGUUUUCCAAUCCUUUUCAAGUGUUCUUUGUGUUUUCAAUUAUUUCUUUUCUGCUGUACAAAUGUCACAGGCGCGUGUAUACUUCGACCUGUUUUGC